UGUGCCUGCCCCUCUGCUCUUACAAAUGCUUGCACCAUACCUGGCCUCGUGGACAACCUGCACGUGGGCCAGGAUACCUGCAGGAUGGAUUCCUAGAAAUGGAAUGGCUGGGUGGGAAGGCAGGGGCAUUUGCAAGGCUGUUCUGCUUUGCAUGCCCUGCAACCAUCAACAUUAGAUUUCAGGGCAGACAGCAGAGGGCUGUGGGUUUUCUACAGGAGCUGAAGAGAAAACGGUAAGGGGGAGAGCCCUGGAUUUGGGAGUAAGAAAUACGAUUGGAACAACCGUGACUGACGACUACUGCAAAGGGAUCUCCUCCCACCAUGAACAGGUAUCCAAUGUGGGAGGCGCUGCCCUCGUGAACAGAGGCUCUGAGAGGUUGAGUAAGUUGUCCUCGGUCACACAGCUUCAUGGGGGAGCUGGGAUUCACACCCAGAAUUGCCUGAUGGCAAAGCCUGAGCCCUCGCCCCUCUGCGGCCUGGCCUCCGCGUUAAUGUGCCAGGCUGUCUUGGACAAGCCAAUGCCAAGUCUCCAGGCUGCUCAAGGAAAUCUGGGAAGCUGGCGAUGACACGGUCCCGGCUCACGGGGGGCCCCAACGGCGGCAGGGAGGACCUCAUCCUUCCAGAGCGCUGCGGACCCAACCAGGGGAAAGGGAGUUAGGGGGGCGCGCCCGCGAUCGUCUGCAUCAGCUUUAAAAGCAGAUGCAAAGGACAGAGGUCGUCGGGACCAGGGAGCCAGGCGGCCUCUCCCAACCUGCAGGCGGCCCCUAUGACGCGGGGGUCGGAAGACCCCGGUCUGCCCUUGACAGGACCCGCCUGGGCCUGGCCCGGCGUGGGCGCUCGGGAAAACGAGGAGGCCGAGAAAGGGACGCCGCGGCGCCCUCGCGACCCCGGGGCUCCGGGACCGGCUCGCGCUGGCGAUGGGCCGAGGGUCGGACUCACCAGCCACGGCUGCGGAGGCUGCAGCGCCCGUGCAAGCGCGGCCGGCGGCAGCGGUCACCAUGACAACCAGGGUCACGCGAGACCCGCGGCGUCGGGCGGGGCCCGGCGGCUCGGGGGCGGGGCCUGCCCAGGCGAUCUCCAUGGCAACGAGAGGCUGGCCUCGGAGGCCCGAACCGGACCAAUCCAGCAGUCCGGGAGCGGCGUCUGGGCGGGGCCUACCCAGGUGAUCACCAUGGCAACGGCGCCAGACGACUUCCGCAGUAAGGGAGCGGCGUCUGGGCGGGGCCACCAGCGGAGAGACUCGCGCAAGCGUCAGCGCGCCGAAGCACCAUGGCAACGAAGGCGUGGCCGGAUCUGCCCGCGGUGGGUGGGCCCGGGGAGGCCUGGGGGUGGAGCCUGGACUGCAGGGGCGGAGUCUGGCCCGGACUGACCGCGGGGAAACGCUCCCACGUGGUCCCCGCUUCAAGCCACGUGGCGGUGGCUCAA
Molecule: messenger RNA, 1424 nt
Organism: Choloepus didactylus (southern two-toed sloth)
Lineage: Eukaryota; Metazoa; Chordata; Mammalia; Pilosa; Megalonychidae
Product: collagen alpha-1(I) chain-like
Exons: 3
Coding region: 766-1368 (200 amino acids)
Source: RefSeq, a predicted model, not a curated record